CAACAUGUGGGCUCUACGGGAGAAAGCUGUGGUGGAGCCUAGAGGGGGAUAGUGCAGUCAGCUGGAGGAGGCAGAGCAUCAGCAGCAUCACACGGAGCUGAGGUUUUCUUCCAGCAUGCUUCUCUUCGGCUUUCUAUCACUGCUUGCUGUGCAGGCAGCAGUGCUGGGCUUGAGCGUCCAUGAUGACACCAUCACUGAGUUCUCAGUAAAAGUCUACCAUGAACUUAGAGCCACAAAUGAAGAUGAGAACAUCUUAUUCUCUCCUCUGAGCAUUGCUAUUGCAGUAGGAAUGGUGGAAUUAGGUGCUCGUGGAGCCAGUCUUAAAGAGAUUCGACAUGCCCUGGGAUACGACAAACUGAAGAACGGUGAAGAAUUUUCUCUGUUAAAAGAUCUUUCCAGCAUGAUGACAGCCCAAGAAAGACAUUAUGUGCUCAGCAUCGCAAACUCCCUAUAUUUACAGAAUGGAUUUCACAUCAGUGACAAAUUCAUCCAGCUAAUGAAAAAAUAUUUCAAGGCAGAGGUAGAAAACGUAGACUUUAGUCAAGGUUCAACAGUGGCCGAUCACAUCAAUGCGUGGGUGGAAAAUCACACUAAUAAUCGUAUUCAGAAUCUGUUCUCGUCUGAAGACUUCACGGAGUUAACAAAGCUGGCUCUGGUCAAUGCCAUCUACUUUAAGGGGAACUGGAAAUCACAGUUCAGACCUGAAAACACCAGAACCUUUUCCUUUACAAAGGAUGAUGAGAGUGAAGUGCAGAUCCCAAUGAUGUAUCAGAAAGGAGAAUUUUACUAUGGAGAGUUUACUGAUGGAUCUAAUGAGGCUGGUGGAGUCUAUCAAGUCCUAGAGAUACCAUAUGAAGGUGAUGAGCUCAGUCUUAUGCUCCUCUUGUCCAGACAAGAAGUUCCUUUGGCAACACUUGAGCCUCUGGUCAAGGCUUCACUGAUUGAUGAGUGGGCUAAUUCUGUCAAAAAGCAAAAAGUCGAAGUUUAUCUGCCAAGGUUCAAAGUGGAAGAAACUGUUGAUCUGAAGGAUGUUUUGUCAAGGCUUGGCGUCGUCGAGAUAUUCAGUAGACAAGCUGAUCUGUCUGCAAUAUCCGACAACAAGGAUCUUUACGUUGAUAAAGCCGUUCACAAGUCUUAUCUUGAGAUUAACGAGGAGGGAUCUGAAGCCGCUGCUGCCUCUGGAAUGAUUGCCAAUAGUAGGAUGGCAGUUCUGUACCCCCAGGUGAUUUUUGACCACCCAUUCUUCUUCUUGAUUAGAAACCGCAGAACUGGCUGUGUCUUGUUUAUGGGAAGAGUCAUGCACCCAGAGGCACUGAAUUCUGGUGGUCAUGAUUUUGAAGAACUCUAGUCCUAUAUAUACCUAACUAUGGAAAAUAAUAUAUAAGCACAUGGUUUGCAAAUAAUAUAAUUGAUGUUUAUUGUAUAAAUGUUUUUUUUUUUUUUUAACCUCUUCCAGGAUAUGUAUUAAACGGUAAGUUGAAUGUACGUAGGGAUUUAUAUAUAUAUUUUAUAAAGAGGACACCAUUGUGAAAAAGAAGAAGGUUCAGUCCGUAACUGGGUAAAUCCUGGUAGAUACCAUUUCUCUCUGCACUGUUCAUUGGGGCUCUCAAUACUGCAAAAGUAGAGAAGAUCGUUGGAUAAUAAAAGCCUGUGGAAACCCUACAUCUAGGCAUAUCGCCUCCAGUGUUACAUUUUUCUCCUUGUGUUUGUGUUUGUUGUGAUCGCCUGCCAAAUAAAGUUGUACAUGUGAAAAUAUAUUUUUAUUUAGAGCAUCUGUGUAAACUCCUGUUUUAUUAUACACAUCCAAGUGGGUGCAAAGUGAGUGCAAUAUGUGUUUUCCUUGUGCUAUAAAGUUGAUGUUUUGGAAAUAUA
Bufo bufo (common toad) is the source of this 1872-nucleotide messenger RNA. RefSeq names its product serpin family I member 1 (gene SERPINI1). The record is from RefSeq and is a predicted model, not a curated record. The coding region runs from base 116 to 1348 and encodes 410 amino acids. The transcript is spliced from 9 exons. Gene Ontology annotation, biological process: negative regulation of endopeptidase activity. NCBI's taxonomy places the organism in Eukaryota, Metazoa, Chordata, Amphibia, Anura, Bufonidae. Gene Ontology annotation, molecular function: serine-type endopeptidase inhibitor activity.